AUGGGUAAUGACGGUGGCAGCAUCCCUACCCGUCGAGAACUCGUCAAAUCUCCCACCCGUCGCAAGACAACCUCCGAACUCCGUUCGCAAUCCUCCCAGAAUGCGACUUAUCACUGGUCCUUCUGUCCUCUCUCAAAAACACCUCUGAAGUCACCGGUAGUCUCAGACUCCCACGGCCGAUUAUUCAACAAGGACGCGGUAAUAGAAUGGUUAAUAACGCCCGAAAAGUUCGGAGAUGGAGAAGAAGUUAUGAAAGUCUCUGGUGUGAAAGGGUUGAAGGAUAUCGUGGACGUGAAGUUUGAGGCUGGCGAGGAGAAGGAUAGAGAUGACGAAGUUGUCAACGGUGGAAUUAUGAAUGGGAAUGUGAACAGUGGGAGGAAAGAGGUUUGGGUCUGCCCUAUCACCAGGAAGGAAUUGGGACCGGGGACUCAUUCCGUUUAUUUAAUACCAUGCGGCCACGCAUUCGCUGAGGCGGCAGUCAAGGAGAUCAAGGAGGAAACAUGUUUGGUUUGCUCCGAGAAGUUCGACAAAGAGGAUGGAGUGGUUAAGAUUAAUCCUACAGAAGAUAAGGAUAUCGAGUCGCUAAAGAAGAGGAGAGAAAGAUUAGCAGCUUCAGGGCUAAGCCAUUCGUUGAAGAAAGGCUCUAGCAAGAAGAGAAAGAACAAAGAUAAGGAACGGGAGGAGAAGGACGGCGACAAAAGGAAAGAAAAAUCAAAUGGCGAAUCGAAAGAAAAGAAACCGAAACCAUCGACAGUGAGCGAUAUCGCGUCGAAGGUCCUUGGCGAUGUUGAAGAACGGGCUAAGAGACGUAAGAUGGAGAUGAGCGAUAACGUUAAGAGUCUCUUCACAAACGACAAAGACCCCAAUGGCAAGAAGCCAAAAGACGGGGACUUCAUGACCAGAGGGUUUACCAUGCCAGUGAAGGGAGGGAGAUAA
Molecule: messenger RNA, 936 nt
Organism: Orbilia oligospora ATCC 24927
Lineage: Eukaryota; Fungi; Ascomycota; Orbiliomycetes; Orbiliales; Orbiliaceae
Exons: 2
Coding region: 1-936 (311 amino acids)
Biological process (GO): mitotic DNA replication termination; site-specific DNA replication termination at RTS1 barrier
Cellular component (GO): nucleus
Source: RefSeq, a predicted model, not a curated record